GUUUUGCUUAUAUUUUUUGCUCCUUUUCAUAAUUUAUUCGCAGUAAUGAGUGUCGGCAGGCAAAGUUUAUCUUUAAAUACGACUUCAACGUCAUAUAAUACAGACAACAGUGACGAUAUGGAAACGACAAAGGUGAAAAACCAUGUGAAAGAUUUACUGAAGUCCCGUAUAUUUUUAGGCCGAUAUUUGGAGAGAAGGUUAGUGGAUGAGCGAAUUGGAUAUCGAGACAUAGUCCUUUUGAGUGCUGCAGAACAGGAGUUGAAGAAGGACUUGCUAGAGGCGCAACAUUACUUGCAUUCAGUGUUCCCUAUAAUACAAUGGAUUGGUAUCACAGAUGGUGCGUCGAUCGGAUAUUCUGGCAUAUGUUUGUGGACAGAAAUUGAUAACCAACCCUUUGGGGCUUACUGGUUCCAAAUCAGAAGUAUAAAGUUUAGAGAUGGUGAAAUCAUUCUAACACUAAAAUGCAUUAGAUAUAUUACUGAAGCUUAUCUGGAAUUAGAGCCUAUUCUCACUGGAUCAACAACAAAGGCUCCUGUCCAUAAGUCAUCUACUACUGAGAGCAAAGUGGCUCUUAGUGAGUCAUAUAGUGAAAUAAUAGCAACUCUAAAAAGUGCAUUGUCAAUAAGAAAUGUGAAGGAAUUCUUAACGUUUAUAUGUGCUUUGGUGAUAGCUGUUUUUACUGGAAGCACGGCCUUUAUAAACUUUUUGGGUAAUUUUGUUUUAGCUUUGAUAAGAGAGAUGUCAUUUUUUGUGAAAAAUUCUACACCACUGUUGCUUGGCUUCUUGGAUUUCAUGAGUAAAAUAGUUGGUGGAUUUUACAUUCUUGUGGCUAUGAUUUUUAAACCAAGCAAUUCUGGUGUCCCCGCACCCACCAGAAGACCUUUAACAUAUGAACAAAAUCGGCGACCUUCUGUUACAUAUAAUGAACAUUUUGACCCUAAAUCUUUUGAUUGAAGUUCUUUUUAACA
This is a messenger RNA of Hyposmocoma kahamanoa, 968 nucleotides long. RefSeq lists its product as uncharacterized. Bases 46 to 954 code for a protein of 302 amino acids. The transcript has a single exon. The record is from RefSeq and is a predicted model, not a curated record. NCBI's taxonomy places the organism in Eukaryota, Metazoa, Arthropoda, Insecta, Lepidoptera, Cosmopterigidae.